AUGCAAAGGGUGCAACUAGGCUUCUUGCGCACUCUUCUUGCCUGCGGGUUGCCGGAUAAUUUCGCCGAGAAAAUGUCUAAGAAAAGAGGACUUUCGUUGGAAGAGAAGCGCGAGAAAAUGCUUCAGAUCUUCUACGAUUCGCAGGACUUCUACCUUUUGAAAGAAUUGGAGAAGUUGGGUCCAAAGAAAGGUGUGAUCAGUCAGUCUGUGAAAGAUGUUAUCCAGAGUUUGGUGGAUGAUGAUCUCGUUUCAAAGGACAAAAUAGGGACUUCUGUGUACUUUUGGAGUCUGCCAAGUUGUGCUGGAAAUCAGCUAAGAAACAUACGCCGGAAACUAGAAAGUGAUCUCCAGAGUGGAAAUAAUAGGCUUUCAGAACUUACUGAGCAAUGCGAGUCUUUGAAGAAGGGACGUGAGGAGUCUGAUGAACGGGAUAAGGCAUUGGAGGAGCUCAAAGAGAUUGAACAGAAACAUAAUGAGCUAAAGAAUGAACUUGGGAAAUAUGCAGAAAAUGAUCCAGCUACUUUUGAGACAAAGAAGAAAGCAAUUGAAGUAGCUCAUGCAGCAGCUAACAGAUGGACAGAUAAUAUCUUUACAUUGCGACAAUGGUGUUCAAAUAACUUUCCCCAGGCCAAAGAACAACUUGAUAACCUUUACAAUGAGGUUGGAGUUACAGAUGAAUUCGACUACUUGGAGUUACCUGCAGUUCCCGUGGCUCCUAUUGAGCAGACCCUGGAAACUUAUGAUUGA
Messenger RNA from Oldenlandia corymbosa var. corymbosa, 747 nucleotides. The record is from the annotation of a GenBank genome assembly. NCBI's taxonomy places the organism in Eukaryota, Viridiplantae, Streptophyta, Magnoliopsida, Gentianales, Rubiaceae.